AUGUCACAGGAUUUAAUUGAAACAACAGCAACGACAACAAAAAUAGUUGAGGCAAGAGAACUAGGUCAUCAAAUCCAUGACUCUUUACUUGAACAAUUGAAGUUGCAACAGGAAGAGUUGCUACAACAACAACGUGACUUAUUUUUCCAAGAACAACAGUUACAACUCCAACAACAAGUAACUCAGCCAGUUUCUAAUAAUGGCAAUACUUGGAGUUUUACUCAAGGGUUAGUAAUUGGACAAGUUAGUGUAAUAUUUAUUAUAAUUGUAUUUGUCAAGUUUUUCGUUUUUGCUGAUUCCUCAUCACAUAUCCCCACAAAGCCUGGUCUUGAUGGUGCGACCGGAGUAAUCGUCAAACGUAAUAAAAAUAAGAAACAUCUGAAUGGACAAUUUGCCAAUGACGGUGAAAAUGAGGAUGACACAUCUUUGGAUAGUAAUCAACUGAAGAUAUCUUCAAUUUUGGAAAAGACCUAUUAUGAUGUCAAUAAUCAUGCUCUGGAAUCAUUGGAUUGGUUUAAUGUUUUAGUGGCGCAGACAAUUUCUCAAUUGAGAAGUGAAGCAUUAUUAAAAGACAAUAUUUAUCAUUCAUUAAACAAUUUCUUGACAAAUGCAAAAUUACCCGAUUUUAUUGAUACGAUAAAUUUAACAGAAAUUGACAUUGGUGAUGAUUUCCCAAUUUUUUCAAAUUGUCGAAUAAAAUAUGGCGAAGAUUUGAAAAGAUUAGAAGCAAAAAUUGAUGUUGAUUUAUCAGAUACAUUGACUUUAGGAAUAGCUACUAAAUUAUUGUUGAAUCAACCAAGACCAUUGACAGCGGUAUUACCUGUGAGUUUGACAGUAUCAAUUGUUAGAUUUUCUGGUUGUUUAACGGUAUCCUUGAUAAAUACAAAAGACAUUGAUUUGAAGAACGUUGAUAAAACAAGUAAUAUGAAUGGGUAUAGUAAGGAAAAUGCUAAUGGAGACGGUGCUAGCAGCAGCAACAAUGAUGAAGAUGAAGAUGAUGGUGGUACUGCAUUAAUGUUCUCUUUUUCGCCAGACUAUAGAUUGGAAUUUAUUGUUAAAUCUUUAAUUGGAUCAAGAGCAAAAUUACAGGAUGUACCUAAGAUUUCUUCAUUGAUAGAGAAUCAGUUAAGGACAUGGUUUAUUGAAAGGUGUGUAGAACCAAGAUUUCAAGUGGUAAGACUACCUUCAUUAUGGCCUAGAACUAAAAACACUAGAGAACCUGUUACCAAAAAAACAACUACUACACCAUCUACAACUGUAAACGGUACGAGUGCAGCUACCAUCACCACUCCAGGCGAAUAUGUAAAUAGUAAUAUAUAA
Molecule: messenger RNA, 1320 nt
Organism: Candida albicans SC5314
Lineage: Eukaryota; Fungi; Ascomycota; Pichiomycetes; Serinales; Debaryomycetaceae
Product: ERMES complex subunit
Exons: 1
Coding region: 1-1320 (439 amino acids)
Biological process (GO): phospholipid transport; mitochondrion organization
Cellular component (GO): ERMES complex; endoplasmic reticulum
Molecular function (GO): lipid binding
Source: RefSeq, a predicted model, not a curated record